Messenger RNA from Morone saxatilis (striped sea-bass), 1902 nucleotides. Its product is annotated as extracellular calcium-sensing receptor-like. Gene Ontology annotation, molecular function: G protein-coupled receptor activity. Gene Ontology annotation, cellular component: membrane. NCBI's taxonomy places the organism in Eukaryota, Metazoa, Chordata, Actinopteri, Moronidae. The record is from RefSeq and is a predicted model, not a curated record. The transcript is spliced from 7 exons. Gene Ontology annotation, biological process: G protein-coupled receptor signaling pathway.
CAACUAUUGUUGGUGGCGUCGUUCUCUCAGGCUGAGGAGCCGGUGUGUAGGUGGAGAGGGGAUACUGAGAACCCCCAGCUAUCCAAGGAUGGGGACAUUAUCUUGGGGGGGCUCUUCUCUUUCCAUAGCACGUGGAUAAACCGACAGGAUAACUACAUGCACAAACCACCUCCACUGCAAUGCACCAGUUUGCAUUUCAGAGAGUUCCAGUUUGCCCAGGCUAUGCUUUUUGCCAUAGAGGAGAUUAAUAACAGCACAGACCUACUGCCUGGCAUCUCUCUGGGCUAUAAGAUCUAUGAUGUCUGUGGCUCCAUUGCCAGAGGUGUGAGGGUCACACUGGCCUUGGCUUCUGGUAAUGAAGUGGUAUUUGCACCCUCCGAGGCACCAUGUAAUGGACCUGCCCAUGUGCAGGCAAUUAUGGGAGAAACCUCUUCUUCUCCUUCCAUGGCUAUAUCUACUGUUAUUGGACCCUUUUAUAUUCCAAUGAUCAGUCACUUUGCUACUUGUGCUUGUCUCAGCUGAAUAACAACCAAAGUCCCAUCCUUCCUGAGAACAACUACCCCAGUGACACAGACGGAAGCCCUGGCUCAGUUGGUCAAGCACUUUGGUUGGACUUGGGUUGGAGCUAUUAGAACAAAUGAUGAUUAUGGCAAUAACGGCAUGGCCACAUUCACAGAAACUGCCCAGCAGCUGGGCAUCUGUCUGGAAUACUCUGUAUCUGUCUUUAGAACAGAUCCACCAGACAAAAUACAAAAGGUAAUUGACAUUAUCAAGGCCUCCACUUCUAAGGUGAUUGUCGCUUUCCUCUCCCACAUGGAUAUGGAUGUGCUAAUACAUGAGUUGUCUCAACACAACCUGACUGGGUACCAGUGGGUAGGCAGUGAGAGCUGGAUUUUUGAUUCCCAAACUGCAGCCAUGGAUAGGCAUCACAUUAUGGAUGGUGCCAUAGGCCUGUCCAUCCCAAAAGCACAUGUCAGUGGCAUGAAAGAGUUCAUGUUGAAUGUGAAGCCGCUCAAUUCAUCAAGUAAUGAAUUGUUUACAGAGUUUUGGGAGACAUUAUUUAGCUGUAAGUUCAAGCAGUCAAAGUCAUCAACAGGGAAUCAGAGAGAAUGUACUGGAGAUGAAGAUCUGAGUGGAGUGCAAAACAGCUUCACUGAUAUGUCGCUCAUGCCGAUCUUUAACAAUGUCUACAAAGGAGUGUAUGCUGUGGCUCACGCACUUCAUGAUAUUCUGAAUUGUAAUGAAACAUGUAACAACACAGUGCAACUAGAUCCAUUUACGAUUUUACAGCACAUAAAAAAGAUUCAGUUCAAAACGAAGGAUGGAGAUGAGGUUUACUUUAAUGAGUAUGGAGACCCAGCAGCAAAGUAUGAAAUUAUAAACUGGCAGCCAACAGAAAAUGGCAUUGUGGACUUUGUCACAGUUGGUUUUCAUGAUGCAUCUUUACCUGCAGACAAACAGCUCAAUCUGCAAAAUAAGUCUUUAGUUUGGGCACAAAACUCACAAAAGGUGCCAGUGUCAGUUUGCAGUGAGAAAUGUCCUCCAGGAACUCGCAAAGUUCUCCAGAAAGGAAAGCCUAUCUGCUGCUACGACUGUUUAAGAUGUGCAGAGGGAGAAAUCAGCAACAUUACAGAUUCUAUCACCUGUGUGAGAUGUGACCCUGAGUUCUGGUCAAAUAAGGGAAGAGAUACCUGUGUAAAGAAGGAGGCAGAGUUUCUAUCAUAUGAAGAGAUUAUGGGAGCACUGCUUACUGCAGCCUCUCUAUUUGGAACAUCUGAGGGUUCUCCAGAUCCCCUCUCCAUCUGCACACUGACUCCUCAGCCUGAGAGAAAGACACUACCAACAACAGAUGUAGAAGUGCCCAACCCUGCUCUGGCCACCUCUGUGUGGACGUCAUACUGA